UUCCCACGCAACUCGCUCGCUCCCCUCUUCCUCCCGCACCUCAACCAGCAAGCGCGCUGCCCGAGCAGCCACCACCUACGCACAUACUUAACUCCAUGGCGGCGUCCGUAGCCUGCUCCUUCUUCUUCGACGCCGAGCCUCUCGGCGAGCCCGCCAUGCCCGCGCAGGACGCCUGCGCGCUCUGCACCAAGCAGCUCGCCCGCGACAGCGACGUCUUCAUGUACAGAGGGGACACGCCCUUCUGCAGCGAGGACUGCCGCCACCACCAGAUGCGGCUCGACGCCAGGCAGGCGACCAAGGCAGCCGCCCGGAGGCAGAAGCAGUUCUCGUCGGGUACGGUGUCCGGGCGCGGGAACCGGGAGUCCCGGGAGGUGCCCGUCGCGAGCUAGCCGGCGAGAAUGCGAAGCUGCGUACACGGGGAAGAACUCAAGCCAGCUUAUAUUUGAGCCAACCAACAUGAUCUGCGUGGGCUCAGCCGCAGCGCGGCGUGCUCCAUGCCGUCGCGGGCUAACCGGCAAGAGCGCGAUGCUGAGAACAAGAGAGGUCUUAUUCGACCCAACAUGAUCCGCGAGGGCUCUGCCUGCGAGAUACGUGACUCUCUCCUUCUCGGGUUAAAUUUUGUCCUGAUCAAUCUGCGCGGGAUCCCCUCUUUUGAUUAGAUCCUGCGGGGUUGCCCAGAGCACUGCGACGGCUGUGUAACUAUUCGAGGCAAUAGUGCAAAGUGCUAUGUGGUUGCCAAUUUUUCAGCGAUACCAGAUCUUGUUUACUCUUUC
Lolium perenne is the source of this 773-nucleotide messenger RNA. RefSeq names its product FCS-Like Zinc finger 1-like. Gene Ontology annotation, biological process: regulation of DNA-templated transcription. NCBI's taxonomy places the organism in Eukaryota, Viridiplantae, Streptophyta, Magnoliopsida, Poales, Poaceae. Gene Ontology annotation, molecular function: zinc ion binding. The record is from RefSeq and is a predicted model, not a curated record.